Molecule: messenger RNA, 969 nt
Organism: Acaulospora morrowiae
Lineage: Eukaryota; Fungi; Glomeromycota; Glomeromycetes; Diversisporales; Acaulosporaceae
Source: the annotation of a GenBank genome assembly
AUGAAUUCAAAAUCACACUUCGAUGGAACAGAAACAGAAGAGCAAUCACCCGAAAGAACAUUUAAUGUUAGUGUAAUGACCGAAAAAAAAAGAGAAUCUCAAGAUAUAGAUGUAGGUGCAAAAGGGGACCUUGAAACGUCGACAAUCUUGAGGUUUCCACUGACAAACUGGAAAGUUGAACAGGCUUAUUACAGUGCAGAGCUUCGAGAUUACUUAACCAUCCACGAGUUUAGGAAACGACUCGAAAAAUUCAAUGACUUCUCACACAAAUUUCGAGUGAACCAGAUGAUAAUGAUUUUUCCAUGGAUACUCUUGUGCAUAAUUCUUAUAGUCAGCUUAACUCCUAUAGAAAAUCACGGGCAACUCGUGUCUCCGGAAAAGAUAAUUUGUGGAGUUUUCUUAUUUACCAUCGCCGUAGCCUCUGUCUGCUAUUGGUUUAUUUUGCAUAAGGGGAAACAGCGAAUAAAAUACUUAAACAAAUUGUUGGAAGAAUACAACGAGAUGGAUCUCCCUAAAAAUAUUAAUUGGCAGUUGCUCAAGUCGAAUAACUACCCUGAUGACAAGUAUAGUAAAAUGUGCUUGAACAUUGAAUUGGGUCCGCUUCUGAUGUACCAAAAGGAACCAACGCUCAAAGAGGUCCCUCGGGUAAUCACGAUUCACGAUUAUAUUGCCGAUUAUCAUAUUGACGACAAAAGGGACAGCAUUGUUAAUAUCAGAGAAAGCGUAGAAUCUAUUGACAGUGUCGAUAUAGAAAACAUCCAAAUUCGCACGGCGGUCAGAACGAGAUAUUAUCGUGAAGCGAUUCCGAACAUACCACCGCCAGCUUAUCAUGAGGGCUUAGGGAAAAGCAUGAGUACGAUUGAAGAAACGUGUGAAGAAAAAAUCGAAGAUGAUUAUAAGACUUUUGCCUGUAAUGAUGAUGGUGUUAAGCCUGAAUCCGAGUGUCAUGAGACGGACUUACCUGUUUGA